AUGGCGUCACCCCUGUCUGCUGCCAAGCAGCAGUUGAGGAGUCUCAUGAAACAGAAGCUCACGGCCGUCACCCAGGAUUCCAUUACUACCCAGAGUCGCUGCAUAUUUGAGGCUCUGAAAGAGUUUCAGCCUUACAAGGAUGCAAACCGCAUCAGCAUCUACCUGGCCAUGCCCACGGCCGAAGUCCAGACCGAUGCCAUUGUCCGGCACGCACUCAGCGCUGGCAAGCAGGUCUUUGUCCCCUACCUUCACAGGUCACCUCUCCAGACACCGGACACCCCGGCCCGGGUGAUGGACAUGGUGCACCUGGAGAACCUACAAGACUACGAGAGUCUCAAGCUCGAUCGCUGGGGGAUCCCGAGCGUGGAUCCUGCCACUGUGCACCAGCGACAGCGCAUCCUAGGCGGACCAGAUGCCCAUCACUCGGAGCAGGCCACCUUGGACUUCAUGGUCGUGCCCGGCGUCGCCUUUGACGUUGAUGACGCAGGGUCGAUAAGACGCCUUGGCCACGGCAAAGGGUUCUACGACUUCUUUAUCAACCGGUACCUGGCCAAGAUCCAGACAAAGGACGUCGUGCAGGAGAGGCCGCUGCUAUUGUACGGGCUGGCUCUGACGGAGCAGCUGGUCCCUGCGUCAUCAGAGCAAAGAGUUCCCACCGAUGCCCACGAUCGUAGACUCAAUGGCCUUAUUCUGGGCAAUGGCGAGAUUAAGACGGCCGUGUCAUGA
Molecule: messenger RNA, 726 nt
Organism: Fusarium keratoplasticum
Lineage: Eukaryota; Fungi; Ascomycota; Sordariomycetes; Hypocreales; Nectriaceae
Exons: 2
Coding region: 1-726 (241 amino acids)
Biological process (GO): folic acid-containing compound biosynthetic process; tetrahydrofolate interconversion
Cellular component (GO): mitochondrion
Molecular function (GO): 5-formyltetrahydrofolate cyclo-ligase activity
Source: RefSeq, a predicted model, not a curated record